CCGGCGCCAUAGACGAACGCCACGUAUUUGUUAUGUGCUAACCGUGUCGCCGCAUACCGGCGAGUGGAUAACAUAUCAGAUUGGUGCUUCGUCCCAUCGGGGACAGAGAUUCGCUACGCACAACGUUGCUGUCGGUGCCUAGGUCUUAAUCUUUUUCGACGAUGUCUCGCGUUUCCGCGGGCGCGUUGAUUUGCGCUCUCUUGCUCUAUCUGGGCACGCAUAGUGGCUGCUUCGCGGCCCACCUCGUGGAUGCGGAUCUGGUUGUCAGAAAUGUUGAGCGGCACAUCGACCUGCAGUCUCAGCUGACCAAGAUCACCACUCGGGUGGUGCUGGACAACAGCGGUAAGGAUCGCGGCGUACCGAACUUCCUCUUCUGCCUGGACGACACCCAGAGCCGAUCCGUCAGUUACGUGGCGGCGCGCGUGGAGCCCGGUAAGUUGGAAUUGAAGGUGACGCAGACCACGGUGUCAGCAUAUCCCAACAGGGUCUUCUACUCCGUCGAUCUCGGCAAUCAUCUGGCACCCCGUCGCACCCUCACCAUCGAGCUCGAGACGAUAUUCACGCAUGAAUUGAUGCCGCAUCCCAAGCAGAUCACCCAGCAGGAGAAGCAACUUGUCAGAUACACGGGGAACGUGUAUGUCUGUCUGCCCUACACUGUCACCAAACAGACCACCUACGUGGCGUUGCCUACCCGCAAUCUUGAGAGUUACACCAAGAUCAAGCCAGUCUCCCAGACUGGUUCAAUGUUGGCUUAUGGACCAUAUGAGACGCAGCCACCAUUCGCUUAUGAGGAAUUGACGGUGCAUUUCGAGAAUAACAACAAGUUCCUUACAGUAACGAGGCUCGAGAGAAUCAUCGAGAUCUCUCACUGGGGUAACAUUGCCAUUGAGGAGCACAUUGAUCUCCUGCAUACCGGAGCACUGUUGAAGGGCUCCUUCUCGCGUUACGAGUACGCCCGAGAGUCCAAGUCUGGCCAGUCCAGCAUCCAGAGCUUCGAUACUAUCUUGCCUGCAGCAGCCUCCGAUAUUUAUUAUCGUGACGAAAUCGGUAACAUCUCCACGUCGCACACUCGCAUCAAGAAGGACUCGGUGGAGCUGAAUCUGCGACCGAGGUUUCCUUUGUUUGGCGGCUGGAAAACUCGUUACACGAUUGGAUACAACGUACCCAGCUACGAGUACCUCUUUCACUCAGGGGAUGAGUUCGCUCUGGAAAUGAGACUACUGGAUCAUGUCUUUGACGACAUGGUCGUGGACGAGAUGGUCCUGAAGAUUAUCCUGCCGGAGGGUGCACGGAACACAGAGCUGGAGCUGCCGUAUCCUGUCACCCCUCUGCCACAAUCCUGGCACUACACGUAUCUUGACAUCGCUGGACGGCCGGUGAUAUCCAUGACUAAGACCAAUUUGGUGGAGAAUCAUAUCCAGAACUUUAGACUGAGGUACACGUUCCCACGUUUGCUGAUGCUGCAGGAGCCACUAAUGAUCGUGCUGGCAUUAUGGCUGAUGUUCCUGGCGGUCAUAGUUUACGUGAGAUGCGACUUCUCCAUUGACAAGGACGAGGCGUCGGAGAGUAAGCUGAGAAUCGCCGGGCAGUGCGAGAAAAUACUCGCUGCUCAAGACCGCAGAAUUGCGACCUACUACAAUCUGGAGGAGCAGCUGGCGAGUCUGAAGGUGUCCAAGGACACGAACGGUUUCCAGUCCGCAAUAAAGAGCAUCAAUCAGGAUUACAAGGCGGCGAAUAACUCGCUCAACGAGAUUGCGCAGAAGAUAAAGGGCGAGUCUAGUGACGUGUACGAUCGUAUCCAGGAGCUGCAGAAAUGCGAUCGUUACCUGAAGGAGGUGUACGGCCAGCUGCAAUCGUUGUACUUGGAGAAAUUAAUCCCAGGCAAGAUCAGCCGUCAGCAGUUCAUUGACAUGGAAAUGACAAUCUCCAGGAAAAAGGAGGACUGCAUCGAAAAGAUCAACACGAUUGUCAAAUCGCUCCGGUAAUCGCGCCCCGCGUACGAAUCUAGGACUUUGAGAGCAACGAUGGUGCAUUUGCAAUAUACAGUAAUGAACCUCGCAUCUGUUAAUAUUCCAUUCGCGAGUAAAAAGAAGAAUUCCAUACUUUCAUAAGCGCGCAUCGAGUCACGAGGAAACUCUUAUCUAUAUAGAUUAAGAUUUUUAAAUUAAGAUUUAUAAUAUAGAUAGAGAAAAGGAAACAAACGAAAAUGUUUUUGUUAUAUUUUCUCUGUUAUAUCUUCAACAAAUGUUGUACUCAAAUAAAAAAAUUGUGAAAAAUAA
Molecule: messenger RNA, 2279 nt
Organism: Solenopsis invicta (red fire ant)
Lineage: Eukaryota; Metazoa; Arthropoda; Insecta; Hymenoptera; Formicidae
Gene: Rpn1
Product: dolichyl-diphosphooligosaccharide--protein glycosyltransferase subunit 1
Exons: 1
Coding region: 162-1985 (607 amino acids)
Cellular component (GO): membrane; oligosaccharyltransferase complex
Source: RefSeq, a predicted model, not a curated record